UCGACAUCGCGAACUUCUCUUUCUACACCCGCUAUCCAGCCGUCUCACCACCGCCAAUCCUUCAAGAUGGCCCCCAGCAACCUCCCCGCCAUCUUCAACCCCACGUCUUCGGACAUCGAGAUGCUUCUCGCGGCGCAAUGCCAUCUUGGCAGCAAGAACCUCCAGGUGCACAUGGAGCCAUAUCUGUGGAAGACGAGGCCUGACGGUAUCAACGUGAUCAACAUCGGCAAAACCUGGGAGAAGAUUGUUCUUGCCGCGAGGAUCAUUGUCGCCAUUGACAACCCGGCUGAUAUCUGUGUCAUCUCCGCCCGCCCCUAUGGCCAGCGUGCUGUCCUUAAGUUCGCCGCCCACACCGGUGCCGUCGCCAUCGCUGGCCGCUUCACCCCCGGAAAUUUCACCAACUACAUCACCCGCUCUUUCAAGGAACCGCGCUUGAUCAUUGUCACGGACCCGCGCACCGAUGCUCAGGCUAUCAAGGAGGCUUCAUAUGUCAAUAUCCCCGUCAUUGCCUUAGUUGACACCGACUCCCCAACUGAGUACGUCGACGUCGCCAUUCCAACCAACAACAAGGGUCGCCACGCUAUCGGUCUGAUCUGGUGGAUGCUCGCCCGUGAGGUCCUCCGUCUACGUGGCACUCUCGCCUCCCGCGAAACCGAGUGGGACGUCAUGACGGAUCUGUACUUCUACCGCGACCCUGAGGCUGAGGAGAACAAGGAUGCCGCUGGCGUCGAAGAGGCCAAGGUGCCCGGCGCUGAAGAGGUUGGCGCUGCUCCCGUGGAUACUGGCUUCGCGAACGAGUGGGAGGUUAGUGGUGCUGGUGCAGGCGCUUUUGCUGCAGCGACUACCACUGCGGCGGUGGGGGGAAGCUGGGAUGCUGAUGGUGGUGCGGAUUGGGCGGCGGCUACUACGACGGCUCAGGAAGGCGGUGCUGCGGGCGAGAACUGGGGCACUGCUGCGGCUACCACGGACACCAACGUCCAGUGGUGAACACCCCUUCCCCUUCCGUUCCCCCAUCCACAUCAUCUCAUAUUGGCUUUCUUUCCCUUCUCCCUGUUAUGUCCUGUGGUACUACCCCUUUAAACCCCUAGGGAUAGGAGCUUGCAUGGAACGGAAAAGAUGUAUUCAGAAAAUAUUCACUUGUCUGUCUGUUAUGGAGUGGGUUGGGCUGAAGGAACACAUCGUUCGGCACUUACGAGGGAAAGAUACUCAGACUCUGGCUCUUGUGGAGUGGGGGAAUGAGGGAAAGCCCUGUGCUGGCGACCUGGGUCGACUUGAUUGGCGCCCAUUUCUUCAAUUCUACUUUGCUUUAUG
Lindgomyces ingoldianus is the source of this 1311-nucleotide messenger RNA. Its product is annotated as ribosomal protein S2. The transcript has 3 exons. Gene Ontology annotation, cellular component: ribosome; cytosolic small ribosomal subunit; 90S preribosome. Gene Ontology annotation, molecular function: structural constituent of ribosome. NCBI's taxonomy places the organism in Eukaryota, Fungi, Ascomycota, Dothideomycetes, Pleosporales, Lindgomycetaceae. Gene Ontology annotation, biological process: ribosomal small subunit assembly; cytoplasmic translation. The coding region runs from base 67 to 987 and encodes 306 amino acids. The record is from RefSeq and is a predicted model, not a curated record.